CCACGCGCAAGUCAACAACUAGCAUACGGAAUCAGUCCAACCGAGAACGAGGCGGCGCCCCACAUUUCUCAGCCGUUGCUAGGUUUAUAUUUUUUCAUUAACAUUUCUAAUAUAAAAUUUGACACUUUUACACAUCUAAUAUAUUUACAAUGGAUACAACUGAUGCGUGGAGAACUUAUGCAACAAUAUGCAGACUUUGUUUGCAGAAAGAUGGUUUUAUGUUGGGCAUAUUUAAUCACAUACAAGGAAAGGACAAAAGCAUUUACAAGAAGAUUAUAGAUUGCACUGCUUUGCAAAUAACAUUUGGAGAUGGUUUGCCAAACGUAAUAUGUCACCGUUGUCUCUACAAAGUCGAAUUUUGUUUAGAAUUCCGACAACUAUGUUUCAUGUCCGAUGCAACUCUUCGUCAAAUAAAUGGUGUAUCGGGUCCAAGACGAGAAAAUGGAUUUUCGCAAAUUCCUCUGUACGAACAACUUGGUAAUGCGAACGACGAAGAUGUGGUUAUGGUUGUCGAUCCAACUGCAUUGGAUUACGAUUCCGAAUUUGAGAGUGAUAAUGAAAGGCAAAGUGAUAAUGAUGCCCUGGAAAACAACGAUUAUGACUGUAAAAAUAUAUCAAUGUGCAAGUUUUGCGACCAUGCUUUUACAGACAAAAAUGAAUGUUUCGAACACGAGUCUGUUGCCCAUAAUAAUGAAAUUCCAUAUUCGUGCUCGGAAUGUAGCAUGGACUUUUCCGAUAGACUGCAAUAUUCAGCCCAUCUGAAAAGUGUUCAUCAGAAUGAUAAGCCAUACAACUGCCCUCAGUGUGAUAAAACUUUUGCCCGAAGAUCGGACCUGCGAAAACAUACGGUUGUCCAUACGGGCAUUAAACCGUUUACGUGUACUGUCUGUUCCAAGUCGUUUUCAAGAAAUACAAACCUGUCCAAACACAUGAGAAUUCACUCCGGACAAAAACCGUUUGUUUGUUCAAAGUGUCCGAAAACCUUUAUUUCGAAAGGAGAUCUUACUCGCCAUGGAAUGAUUCAUUCUGGCCAAAAACCAUUUCAUUGCAACUACUGCAACCUAAGUUUUGCUAGAAAAGAUAAGUUAUUAAGGCACGAGAAAAAGCAUUUCGUUCAAGAUUCAACCGAUAAAACUGAAGAACUACAGAACCUUAGAGAAAAUUUAGGGUUGGAAUUUGAUAAUGUUAAUUCAAACCAAAGCGAAUGUUUUGCAGAAGAAAAAACAGCAGAGGGAUCUGAAAAUAUGGUCAUUAAUUUGGAUCCAUUUAAUCACAAUAAUUUUAAUUCGACUCCUAAUCGGGAUAUUGCUUCUGAAAGCGAACAAAAUGAUGUGCUGUCAAUUCAAAAACAAGACUCAGACGUCGCAGAGGGUUCGAGUAUACCCCAAGUGCCUGCUCAUAUAACUGGCGAUAGUUUUUCCAACGGAACCCUGGCGAAUGGAAAACCCGCCGCCAUUAAAAAUCACCAAUGCACCAUAUGCAACAGGAGAUUUUUAACCCCCGAUAAUUUACGCUAUCAUCAUGCCUCACAUACUGGGAUCAGACCCUUUAGCUGUAGCACAUGUAAUAAAAGUUUUAUAAGAAAAAGGGAAUUAGACAGACAUAUUGUGACCCACACAGGUAUGAGGCCUUUCAAAUGCACCAAAUGUAACAAAAGUUUUGGUAGAAAAGAUAAACUUGUACGGCACAUGCGCAUUCAUGAUGUCAAUAGGGAGCAUAGUUGUUUAACAUGUGGUGCCUUAUUUAGCAGAAAAGACGCCUUGAUUCAGCAUAGUAAAGUUCACGUUAAAGAAGAAAUUGUGUAAUUAAUUAGUUUAUUAUCAUUUAAAAAAAUUGUUGAUUUUUGUCCUGGCAAAUAAAACCCUUGUUUUUAGCUGUUAAGUAUACUUAUGUAUAUGACAUAACAUUAGUAGUUAUAAUUUGAAACAUUUUUUGUUUUUGUUUUUGAGACUAGCUGUUAAGUAUACUUAUGUA
Molecule: messenger RNA, 1974 nt
Organism: Brassicogethes aeneus
Lineage: Eukaryota; Metazoa; Arthropoda; Insecta; Coleoptera; Nitidulidae
Source: the annotation of a GenBank genome assembly